AUGUUCCCGCCAGAAGGCACCGUGAUGCACAAAUUCCUGACAAGCAGGGGGAUACACAUCUGGAUAUCACUGGGCGUUCUCUUCUCCCUUGCAACCUUCACUUUCACCACCAAUUUCAAAGCAACCUCGCCGUUUGCGCACCUCCUUCCGUCCUGGUCGCACUUGAUCACACACCCCAUAGACACGGUCGGGCAGUUUCUCUCCGUGAUGAAAAUGCACGCCGACCACGUCACCCUUGAGACGACGGAGAAGCGCAAGCGGAACGUGGAUGACGUGCAGAAGCGAAAAGAGUAUCGGAUCGCCCAUGGGCUGGAGGAGAGGGAGGUAGAGCCGGUCCAGAAGGAGGAUGAUAACAGCCCUCAGAGAAAGGAGGAGGGGGGCAGCAGUGAGGCUGGUGCGGUGGCGGUUGCCGCGUCGGGAGCGCAGGAGGGUGGGGAGAUUGGGGAGGGAGACACGUAUGUGGAUUGGGAGGGGAAGAAGAGGCCGGUUAAGAAGUGGUUGGGGAUUUGGUGA
Uncinocarpus reesii 1704 is the source of this 513-nucleotide messenger RNA. RefSeq lists its product as uncharacterized. Bases 1 to 513 code for a protein of 170 amino acids. Lineage: Eukaryota; Fungi; Ascomycota; Eurotiomycetes; Onygenales; Onygenaceae. The transcript is spliced from 2 exons. The record is from RefSeq and is a predicted model, not a curated record.